AAUGAAAGCAGUGAAUGGCGCUGGUUUCCUGAAGCAAGAAUCUAGGGAAGAGCUGCGCGGGCCCGGGCCGGAGUCUCCGCGCGGCGGUGCGGCCGGCAUGGCCUGCUGUCACAACGUGAUGCUGCUGCUGGACACCGCGGGCGGCGCUGCUCGCCAGAGCCCGGUGCGACGGGCCGCUCUGCGCCUCCUCACCUACCUGAGCUGCAGAUUCGGCCUGACCAGAGUCCACUGGGCCUUCAAGUUCUUUGACUCGCAGGGCGCGCGAAGCCGGCCCUCCCGCGUGCCUGACUUUCGCGAGCUGGGGGCCCGCUCCUGGGAGGACUUUGAGGAGGAGCUGGAGGCCAGGCUCGGGGAUCGCGCCCCCGGCGCCCAUCUGCCCGGCCCGGCGCCCAGGGCCACCCACAUGCACGGCGCCCUGAUGGAGACGCUGCUAGACUACCAGUGGGACCGGCCCGAGAUCACCUCACCCACGAAGCCGUUCCUGCGGAGCAGCGGGAGAAGACUGCUGGACGUGGAGAGCGAGGCCAAGGAGGCGGAGGCUGCGCUCGGCGGCUUUGUGAACGCCGUCUUCCUGCUGGCCCCCUGUCCGCAUUCGCAGAGGGAGCUGCUCCAGUUCGUGUCUGGGUGCGAGGCCCCGGCCCAGCUCCUGCCGCCGACCUCCAAGCAGGUGAUGGAGAAGUUGCUGCCCAAGAGAGUCCAGGAGGUCAUGAUAGCCCGAAAAAUCACCUUGUACUGGGUGGAUACCACCGAAUGGUCGAAGCUUUGGGACUCCCCAGACCACCUUGGGUACUGGACAGUGUGUGAACUGCUCCACCACGUAGGAGGUGCCAUCUUGCCAUCUGAAACUUUUAGCCAGAGCUUUACCAAAGCUAGGGAAACACUGCCUGGUGGUGAGAGAAAGCUAUCAAGAGAACUGCACUUCUCCCCAUGGAUUUCAACUUUGCCAGUUGAUUCUACAUUAAACUAUUUGUUCUACAAUUCUCGUGAGUAUGAAGCAUCAUUCCCACGGGUGGAAGGAACAUUAUUGCUCCCUGUUGAAGGCAAAGAGAUUCCAGAAACAUGGACAGUCACCCUAGAGCCCUUGGCCAUGCAUCAGAGACAUUUUCAGAAAUCGGUCAGAAUUGUUCUAAAAGGCACGGUGACCCAGUGGGCUCUCCCACUGAGCAGCACUUUGGGCACUGACAGCUGGAUGCUACAGAGUCCAGAGGAUGAUAAAUCAACUCAGAGGAUGUUAUUUCAGCAGCUGGGAAACAGGCUGACUGCUGAAGAGUUACAUCUGGUUGUCGAUGUGGACCCUGGUGAAGGCUGGCCCCCCAUCACUGGAGUUAUUUCCCCUCUCUCUGCCAACACUACAAUUCUCACUGUGUUCCGCACAGAAGAGCCUGAAUUUCAAAGACUUUUUUUUCAAAGCACUGUGGCAGAGAGCCCCCAGGAUACAGCCUCCCUUUUCUCCAAUGUUACGAAUGGUGUAUUGCAGCAGAUUCAUAAUUCACUUGAAGAUCCUGCUACUUCUGCUCCUCCUGUUCCUGAGUGGGCCCAGCAGGAGCUUGGUCGCACCGCUCCCUGGAGCACAGCUGUCAUGGAGACAUGGUUUCCUUUCUCUAACCUCAACGGUGCGAGUUCAAAUUUAAUGGAGUCAUUCUGCUUAUUACAGGCUGCUUCAACUAAUAAGGAAGAAGUUUCUAAAACUGAAAGUGAAUUCACACGUUGCCUCUCCGAGUUCUACCAGAGAAAAUCCCGUGAAGAAUCUGCUGCAGCUAGUCAGGAAGACAGCAAAAAGAAACGGGGUGUCCCUCGUACUCCAGUGAGACAGAAGAUGAAUACCAUGUGCCGUUCCUUAAAGAUGUUGAACGUUGCCAGGCUGAAUGUAAAGGCUCAGAAGUUGCAGCCGGAUUGCAGUCCAGAUGCAGCCGGGGAGAAAGGAAACCAAAAGGCAGCCGGUGGGAAAACAGCAGAUAAACUGGAUGACCGAGGAAGAACAUUAAGAAGUUCUAAACCAAAAGAUUUUAAAACCAAGGAAGAGCUAUUAUCUUACAUACAUGAAAAUUACCAGAAGAUUGUGUCCACAGGAGACAUCGUGUUGCAUUCAUGUACUCGGAAAAUGCUCUCAACCAUUAAAGCGUUCCUGAAAUCCAAAGGCACCAAGGAAUUCGAAGUAAAUUACCUGAAUCAAGUAAAAAAUAGCCUCUUAAAAACUAGCAAAAGUUUUCGACAGAAUCUAGGGAAAAAACUGGACAAGGAAGCCAAAGUCAGAGAGUGCCAGCUUCAGGUGUUCCUUCGUUUGGAGUUGUGCCUGCAGUGCCCUUCCAUACAAGAAAGUACAGAUGAUAUGGAGCAGAUAGUGGAGGAGGUGACAGAUUUGCUGCGUAUAGUGUGUUUAACUGAAGAUCCAGCAUUCCUAGCAAAAUUUCUGGAGGAAAUUUUGGGAUUGUAUAUUGACUCUAUCCCAAAGACACUUGGAAAUCUUUAUAACAGCCUAGGGUUUGUGAUUCCUCAGAAGCUGGCUGGUGUCCUUCCUACAGAUUUUUUCAGUGAUGACUCCAUGAACCAGGAGAGCAAAUCACCAGUUCUUUCCGUGCAUCUUUUGUCAAGUGCUAGAUCUGUGUCAGGUGGCACUGAAUCUGACCAACUAGAGGAGCUUCGUUCCAGAUCAGCCAAGAAGAGAAGGAAAAAUGCAUUAAUAAGACAUAAAAGCAUUGCAGAGGUUUCACAGAAUCUUCGACAAAUUGAAAUUCCCAAAGUAUCCAAGAGAGCUCAAAAAAAUGAAAGCUCCCACCCUACUCUUCAGCAGCCACCAGUCCCAGUAAAAGAUACAGUGCAAGAAGUGACCAAAGUUCGAAGAAACCUCUUCAACCAGGAAAUGCUUUCUCCUUCAAAGCGAUCGCUAAAGCGGGGGCUGCCUCGAAGCCAUUCUGUGUCAGCUGUGGAAGGUUUGGAGUAUAAACCUGACAACUUCAAGAGGACCAAAGAUUAUCAUAAACUGCUGACCAAGAGUGUGGCAGAGACUCCACUACAUAAGCAAAUCUCCAAAAGGCUGCUUCACAGACAAAUCAAGGGCAGGUCCUCUGAUCCUGGUCCUGACAUUGACAUUGUCGAAGAGUCCCCUGAAAAAGGAGACAGUGAAAUCUGCUUGAGACGAAGUCCUCGAAUCAAGCAGUUGUCGUUCAGCAGGAAACAUUCUGGCUCCUUCUAUUCUGUGUCUCAGCCGAAGUCUCGAAGCGUGCAGAGAGUUCACUCAUUCCAUCAAGACAGUUCAGACCAAAGAAAAUAUUUUCCAGCCCAAAGUAUUCGGUCUCCCAAGAAACUUUUUUUUGGUGCAGUGUCUGAAAUGAUCAGUCCCUUGGAGAAGGGUUCAGCCCGAAUUCAAAGGCCUUCAAGAAACACGCUGAGUUCUGAGAUACCUACAGCUUAUCAGACUCCCAAGAAGAGUUACCGGAAGUCCCCAGGCUCUUCUAAAACUACACCAAGAAGGUGCCUUCGUACCCCACAGACUCUGCCUUACACUCCAGAAAGGCUGCAGAAGUCCCCUGUGGAAGUGACACCUGCAAAACAGGUGAUUCUGAUGGAGCCCUUCAAAGACUCCUCCUCUCAUGGCUGUGACCCACCAUCUGGAGAAAAAGGAUACUCCCUAGCGAAAGGAUUUGCCUCUCCCCUGAAAAAGACAGUACCAAGAACUCCCAAAAGGCAAGGUGGUCAGCCACCUGAAUGUCUGCAGAAUUGUACUUGGUCACAGUCAAUAAAUUCCAGUCCAGAAUGCGCCUCCUGUCCAGGAGCCUGGAGCCCACCCACUGUCCACACCAGGAGUCGGUGUCGGUCUCCCGCCAGAUAUUCUCUCAGGACACCCGUGAGGUCGGCAGCCUUGGCACUGCCGGGAGGAACUGACUUCCCAGACACCCCUCCUGAUCAAGACAGCCAAGGUCCCCAAGUCCCUGGCACAUCUCAGGCAGAGGAACCAGCACAGAAACUAAAGGCUAACCCUGUCAAAACCCCAAAGAGAUCAAGGAAUACAACUAUUACUUCCUCCCCACCUAUUUCUCCAAAGAAACUAUCUAAGUCACCUUUCUGUGAUAUUUCCAAAAAAAGUCCACUUAGGAAAUCUUUGACAUACUCUCGUACCCCUGGAGAAGGGGAUUGGAAAGUGCCCCAGAAUGUAAUCACAUCUCUCUCCUCUUCCCUUCCCUCAACUCCCCCCAAAAUCUCACAGACAGCUAUCUCUGAAACCAUCCCCCCAGCACCCCCUUCUAAAAUCAGGAAAAGGUGUAGAAAUUCCUCUAGUCCUGCAGGGAGCUUCCUGGAGUACCAGCCUAACGCUGCUCACCUUCCCAUGGUUGGCGUGACUACCAAUGCAGCUGCCGUCACACACUCUAGAAAGGACCAGGAGGAAUUCGGCCUCUCUCCUCAGCCUUCUCCGGAAAGACACCAUGACCCUGGGACUGGUUUAGGGAGUGACUGGCAUAUUUCCUCCCCUGUGCUCAUUGCAAAUGACACAGAAUACCUCACUCUCUUUGAUGAAGCUGAACACCAUGGCAGUGAUACCUUAAAAAAUAACAUCUCUCCAGAGGGAGAAGAUGAGGGGUUAAGGACAGUGGUCACUAAUGAGAAGCCUUCUCUGUCUAACCCUGGGAUUCCUCCAUCUCCUCCUUCCUCUGGGCCCAGCUCUCCUCUGACACCGUCCUACGGCCUGUGCUGUACUGCAGACAGAAGGCAGAGGCAGGCCACCGCACAGCCGGAGAAUCUGCAAGCUGCGACUCAGCUUCCAAAUGCCUCUGCCAGCCCACAGACCUAUGAGGUUGAGCUGGAGAUGCAAGCCUCUGGCCUUCCCAAGCUUCGAAUUAAAAAGGUAGAUCCCAGUUCUUUGCUAGAAGCCGAACCCCUAAGAAAGGAGGAGAGCUCUCUGGGACAGGAGAGCUCCUUCCCUGGUCUCAGCGUGCCCAGGACCAGCAAGUCCUUAAGCAAACCCGAAACCACCUACACGUCACCUCCCUGCCUUCGCUCCUCACACAGCACCCCUGGCAAGAGUGGGGGACAAACCUACAUCUGCCAGUCCUGUACCCCAACCCACUGCCCCUCUAGCACCUCGUCUCCUUUUCAGACAGAUGUUGGGAUUCCUUGGACACCUUCGCCCAAGCACAGUGGAAAGACAACUCCUGACACAAUUAAAGACUGGCCCCGGAGGAAGAGGGCAGUGGAUUGCAGCACUGGCACCCCUGCUGGGAGAAGUGAAGUUGGUGCUGACCUCCCUGGGAGCGUGUUGGUGCUUGAGCCAGAGGGCAAGGAGAGAGGGUUUGAAUUUGGCAUCGACAAGCCCCACAUCUUGGGGGAUUUUGAGCUUGAGGGAGUGUGUCAGCUGCCAGACCAUUCACCUGCCAGGGACAGUGUGCCCAAGGCUGAGGAAGCCUUGUGGGGACAGUUUGGAUUGGGUUCCAGAAAGAGACUCCUUUCUGCCAAGGAAGAAGCUGAGUAUCGAGGCAAAAGAGUUUGUGACAACCAGAGAGAAGGCUUGGAAGUUGUUAGCAAGAUGAGUGAAGAGAAGUCCCCGAGUACCAGUGUGCGAGAGCUCCCCUCCAUGGGGGAUGACGAGGUCUUUGCUUCAAGUUCUACCCCGCCUCCCGGCUGCACUGUGCGGAGCUGCCUUUCUGCCAGUGGUCUCCAGGCCCUGACCCAGUCUCCACUGCUCUUCCAGGGAAGAACACCUUCCUCUCAGGGCAAAGAAACCAGAGAUGAGGACCCAGAUGUAUUUACCUCCGCUGCCGAAGAAUCCCCUUUCAGCAGAGCGUUCUCAAGGAGACGCCCCAUCAGCAGGACCUACACACGGAAGAAGCUGAUGAGCUAGUUAGGGUGGAGCCAGGUUGAGGGACUAAGAAUUACACACACAACUGAGCCUGUCCUGAGCCUCCGCAGUCCCUGGACCAGGAGCAGAGCUCUGAGUGGUGGUGUCUGGAUGUGUUAGGAAUUCCAGACUUCCAUGAAUUCUUAGCCGUAAACACGGAAACUGAGUCCAUCUGACCCAGGGCCUUACUAAUCCCUCUUCCUGCAGGACCCUGGGCUCAUUACCCAGAAACUAGUAAACGGCCUUCUUAACGGAAGCCAGAAAGUUCAAAAGAUGAAGGCAAAGUCAGCCCAGGUGUCCCUGGGCAUAAAGCAAUUAGGAACCUGGUCGCAAGCCUCUUGCUGGGGUCAGCUUUCAGUCCUACGAGAAUGUGUCAGGGUCUUGACUUCCCCUCCCGGAAUCCGUCCAUUCCCAGGCCCCACCCCUCCCACCACCUGCCCCUUGUUAGGAAGCUGGGGGGGAGGCGGGCCGUGGUGUAGCUGGUGCCAUAACUCAGAGGCAGCCUGGGAGGCCAGCAAAGCAGACAAGGCACUAGACGACCAGGAUCCCCACCCCACCCUUGUGGAGCUGCUGUAAGGCUUGGACACUGGGGUGGGGAGUGCUUUGUAAACUGUAAAGCACUCUACACAUACAUGGAUGUGAAAUGAAGACUGCAUCUAGGGUGGCAGAACAUGUUUUUUGAACCCCCUAUGAAGAACAAUAAAAUCACCCGUGGCG
Choloepus didactylus (southern two-toed sloth) is the source of this 6547-nucleotide messenger RNA. It is a transcript of the gene TICRR, whose product is annotated as TOPBP1 interacting checkpoint and replication regulator. Gene Ontology annotation, biological process: mitotic G2 DNA damage checkpoint signaling; regulation of DNA-templated DNA replication initiation; mitotic DNA replication checkpoint signaling. Gene Ontology annotation, molecular function: chromatin binding. NCBI's taxonomy places the organism in Eukaryota, Metazoa, Chordata, Mammalia, Pilosa, Megalonychidae. The transcript has 22 exons. Gene Ontology annotation, cellular component: nucleus. The record is from RefSeq and is a predicted model, not a curated record. The coding region runs from base 2 to 5833 and encodes 1943 amino acids.